CCAGCAUGCUGCAACUAUCAAAACGUACUCCAACUUCUCAUAUCACCCGUCAUGAAGGCCUUUGAAAACAAAUGCGCGAUAAGCACCUCGUCAUUAGGUCUUCAUCCUUCGCAUUCUCUCGACCGCAAGAUCCACGCCGCCGCCAGCCAUGGCUUCAAAGGCAUCGAAAUCGUACACGUCGACCUCAAAGAUUUCAGUACAUCUCGGAGAUUACACAUAGAAUCAGGUGCAGACCAAAUCCGCCAAUUGUGUCGGGAGAAGGGACUCGAAAUACUUUCGCUAUGUCCAUUUGAGAAUUUCGAAGGCCACAAAUCGCCCCUUGAGGAACGCCUUAACGUAGCAGCCGACUGGAUCAAGAUCUCACGUAUCUUGGGUGCGACUUACCUGCAAGUACCUGCGCAGUUUAGUAAAGAUGCCGUUCACGAUGAAGCUCUCAUCGUAUCCGAGCUGCAACAGCUGGCAGACUUGGGCAGCGCCGCUGCACCGGUCAUUUCCAUCGCGUAUGAGCCGAUGUCUUGGUCAGUCUGCUAUUCUACAUGGCAAGACUCCCUCCGCCUCGCGAAUCUUGUAAAUCGAUCCAACUUCGGCAUUUGCCUCGACACAUUUCACGUAGCGAGCAAGAUUUGGGGGAACCCGUAUGACACCAGCGGGAAGUACCCAGAUGCAGACGAGAUUCUGGCCAACUCACUUCGCGACUUUGUACAGGACUUUCUGCUGGAAAAGCUGUUCUACGUUCAACUCUCGGACGGAGAGCGUUUCCAUCCACCUUUCUCAGACAAGCAUCCGUGGUACAUUGAAGGAGAGGCGGCUGAAUUCACGUGGUCGAAACAUGCCCGACCGUUUCCUCUGGAGGCAGCGCUUGGCGGAUGUAUGCCGGUAAAAGAGAUGGUGCAGGCAUGGGUCUUGGAAAAGGGCUUUCGAGGGUGGGUGUCUCUCGAGAGCUUUGAUCGACGAAUGCGUGAUAGGUCUGUUGACCCAGAGCAUUGUGCCGCGAGGGCGGAAAACUCGAUGCAAAGGCUUCACGAGACGCUUUGUUCGGGUAAGAGUAGCCUGUAGCUACGAGGGGAGGGGUCUGAUGUUGAAUGAAAAGAGAUGUGCGGCAUCUUCUGACAGGGACACGCAGAGCAGGCCUCUUAUCUAAGUAUAUUCCAGGUAAUGGAAUGAGAAUCUAAGGGGUUCCCUGCGUAAAAUACACCCAAGCUUGCUUGCUUGCUUUACCCUAGCAACCCUGCAGCAUCUAGAAAUCUGAGGACUUUAGGCUCCAUGUUUCUUGUAAAGCUGUGGCGAUGCGUCCGGUAUGAAGCACUGCGCAGCAAGAUAGGAAGUUCUCAACUAUGGUAAAGAAAUUAACUCUUCUUCCUCUUUUGUUUCAUCUAUUAUACGAC
Mytilinidion resinicola is the source of this 1385-nucleotide messenger RNA. RefSeq names its product AP endonuclease, family 2. Lineage: Eukaryota; Fungi; Ascomycota; Dothideomycetes; Mytilinidiales; Mytilinidiaceae. The coding region runs from base 52 to 1056 and encodes 334 amino acids. The record is from RefSeq and is a predicted model, not a curated record. The transcript has a single exon.